AUGAAUAUCCAGACGGCUUCCAACGUGCUGGGAGGCACCCUUUCGGUUGAGCUCGUUAUUGAAAUUUUCCUCAACAUCACAUCGAUACGCGAUCUCGGACAUCUAUUCACGGCAUCUCGCUUCCUUUAUCGAUGCUUUCUUAGUCGAAAAAGACAAAUCAUCUUCGCCGUCUUGCAGAACGAACUCGGACCUGUCCUGACCGAUGCCCGCUUUCUCGAGCGUUUUCCUUACAAGGGCCCCGAGCAGGCAUAUCAACCGUCGGAGCAUCGUGACUGGAUCCACGAUAUGACCGCUCGAUAUAUGGGCAUGCUGUCACGAGGGGCCGACGACCCGAGGAGAGAGGAUGCUCACACGUUGCCGACGGCGGAUGAGUUGGAUGCCCUCUGCUUCACGCUGUCCGCCAUGAACUUUCUCUCCGACGUAUACUUUGCGGCGCAGCGACGUUGUUUUGGAGGGGCCGUGGCUGCUGCUGCACCUCCUUCUCGUACGGAACGCUUGCGAGUGCUUCGGGCAUUCUACCGGCGUCAGAUCGUUUGCAAUGCAUGGGCGCCAAAGAUGGGCGACAGCAUCUGGACCCACCAGGACUCGGUUGCCAUCAGCAACACGAAUGGUGACAAUGGGGUUCGGCUAGGCCUCUUCGCCGCCUUUGAACCAUGGGAGCUGCAGCAGAUCGAGCACGUCCACGUAUUCGUCAUCCAUCUGUGCACCGCCCUCGUGCUCGCCAGCGAGCGGCAUGACGGGGAAGUGUUUGGGGCCUUGUUCGUGUGUCCGAUGCAGCUGGCACUCUACAUGUGGACGCAUCCGACCGUGCAGGAGGCGGCGAUGGCCGACCUGCCUUGGUCUUGGCAACCUCCGGGUCGAGGAGGAGGUGGAGAUGUCGAGAGUGUGGCCAUGCAGUAUCGAGAUGGCCUAUGUUGCCUCGGACUCGGGUGGCAGUUCUACUUGCGAGAGAGAUUACCAGACCCGGUAAGAGAUUGGCGCGAGGCGGAAGAGAGGAUUGAGUUUACCGGCGACGACGUCGACUUGCCCCCGUUUGGCUGGGUGCACUUGCUCAAUGGCCGGUACGUGAGCUGGUUUGGUGAAGGGCUUCAGUGCGUAGCCGGUGCCGGCGUGACGGAGGGCAACGGGCUGGAGGAGGUGAAGUCGAAUUUGGUCCUGUGGAGGGAGUCUGGCUUUGCGCUGUGGGAUCGAAGCCGGGUCGAGGCCAUGGUGCAGCUGGGCCGAUGGAGACAUCUGCAGGCCGGUUGGAUUCUAUCCGAUGCCAAUGCCAUCGUUCCAUGGGGACAGCAAGACAGCGGUUUGGUGGUGCUGGUGGACCGGGAUGCGGAAGAGGCGGCCGAGUCUCGCGUUUCGGUGUGGAAUCGUCGAGAUUUGAACCGGGUGGUGCAGACUUUCCGGCGGCAGAGAUUUACGCCGCCCGAAUGGAGAACGAGGCCGGGUGUUUCAUCGCAGCUGGACUCGGGUUCGCACCAGGACUCCACGUCGGACUCGGAUUCGGAAGAGGACUCGGAGGAGUCGGGGUAUGAAAGCGAAGCAUCGUAG
Molecule: messenger RNA, 1542 nt
Organism: Drechmeria coniospora
Lineage: Eukaryota; Fungi; Ascomycota; Sordariomycetes; Hypocreales; Ophiocordycipitaceae
Exons: 1
Coding region: 1-1542 (513 amino acids)
Source: RefSeq, a predicted model, not a curated record